Molecule: messenger RNA, 715 nt
Organism: Micropterus dolomieu (smallmouth bass)
Lineage: Eukaryota; Metazoa; Chordata; Actinopteri; Centrarchiformes; Centrarchidae
Product: saxitoxin and tetrodotoxin-binding protein 1-like
Exons: 6
Coding region: 7-669 (220 amino acids)
Source: RefSeq, a predicted model, not a curated record
AGCAGGAUGAUUUUUGUGAAGCGAGCGGUGCUGCUGCUGCUGGUGGUGGUGGCGGCGAUCGGCACCAACGCACAGCCGGGCCCUGAAGACUGUGAUGGGCUGAGCAAAAGGCUGCCAACUAAAGACCUGCACAAGGUUUUCGGGGACUGGGUCCUGGUCUGGUCCGUCUCUGAUAGUCAGCACGGCUGGGACCUCCUGGAGAACCUCUCCAGCUCCCAUGUCAAGCUUCAACUCCUCCCUGACAACAAAACCAUCAUGGCCAACGAGAGGAACAUGUUCCCUGAUAAGACGUGCUCUAAGUACUUUUUCAACUUGUCGAUGCCCUCUGACCCGUCCGACUCUGACCACCACACACUGUACACGGGCGUUGGCACGGUGGAGAAGGACGGAGUUGUUCUUCCGUACGAUGACUCCGGCAAAGUGGAUCUCUACGAGACCUGCUCUGACUGUCUGGUGGUGGUCUACAAAGGCUCCCUGAGCCGAUUCCUGCUCAUCUACAGAAGGGAGGGGCAGCAUCGGGAUGUUGAGCAGCUGAAAGCGGCCCACGGCGAUCAUCACGAACUGGCCGAGUGUCUGGGAUUUCCUCACGACAAACCGUUCAGCUACGACGGGGCCGCAGAUUAUUGUCAUAAGAAACCUUCUCCGUCGGUGGAGCCUGAACAGUCCUGAGAGAAGAUGUUGGAGCAAACGAGUGUCAACGUGUAUCAUAAAUGUC